Molecule: messenger RNA, 1497 nt
Organism: Camellia sinensis
Lineage: Eukaryota; Viridiplantae; Streptophyta; Magnoliopsida; Ericales; Theaceae
Source: RefSeq, a predicted model, not a curated record
GAAUUGUUUAUAUAAACUGACCGAAUUGUUUGUAUAGGUUGGAACAUGUGUGUUGCAACAAUGAAAAAUAAUAAUUUUUAUUACAAAUGAUGAACCACUCACAUGAUGUGAAUUAUGAAAAUCUCAUGUUCCUUUCAAUUUUAAAUUACAAAGUAUUGCAUAUGCCUUUAACUUUAGAAAAGUUAACUGAAAUAUAUAUUUUUUUCAGCUUGUUCUUUAUGCCAUGCAUUGUAGGGGUUUGAACAUAGAUAUAUACGAGGGUAAAACACAUGUGCUUGAUACUUCUUCAUUUAGGCAGUUGUUGAUAAUGUUUUAUGGUUGUACGUUGUAGGUAUGAACAAUGACGACGACGACUCCACACGGAUGGAUGAAAUGUUAGAAGGGGUCGCAGCUCUCGCAAGACAGUGGCAUGAGCAGAUGAAUUUAAAUUACGUUGAAGCCUACAGAAUUGCAACUGAUUACUACAAGGCGUACGUUCUUAAAGUUCCAUGCCGUACUUCCAUAUUGUCGGGGAGGGCCUGGAUUACGGAAUUACACGAGGGUCACAGUGGCCGCUUCCGGUACGAAUUGUGCAUGCCCAAACAGGUGUUCCUUCGGUUAUGUACGACGUUGGUAAAUGACUUUGGGUUGCGUGUACCGGAGCGGCCGCACGGCUUGGAAGUCGAGGAGAGUGUUGCAAUAUUUAUUCAUGUGCUAAAAAACUUGCCAAACCGGGAGUUACAAGAACGCUUCCAACAUUCGGGUGAAACUAUUUCACGGCAUUUUCAUACCGUCUUGAAAGCAAUGAAAAAAUUCACGGUCGUUCACUGCAGGCCCCCUGCUAAUUUCCAGACGCACAGGGAUCCUAUUUUGCAAUCUCAACGACAAUAUUUGCCAUUCAAGGAUUGCUUAGGUGCAUUGGAUGGGACACAUGUACCGGCAUGCAUAAAGGAGUCAGAAGCAGCCCCAUAUUUUAGCCGAAAGGGUUGUCACACCCAGAAUAUUUUGGCGGUAUGUGAUUUCAAUAUGUGCUUUGUGUUUGUGUCGUGCGGGUGGGAGGGCAGCAUGCACGACAGCCGGGUUUUAAGCAACGUAACGGAGGAUCCACAAUACAAUUUUCCAACUGCAACUGAUGGUCGCUAUUACCUUGUGGAUAGUGGAUACAGCAAUAACAAGGGCUUUCUGGCACCAUACAAAGGCAACAGAUACCACCAACCGGAAUUUCAAGGCACAAUCCACGGAACCGUGAUGAAUUGUUCAACCGCGCUCACUCAUUUGCGAAGCGUGAUUGAGCGUACAUUUGGCGCAUGGAAGAUGAGGUGGAGAUUUCUAAAAGACAUGCCUCGAUUUGAUUUUCGUAAAGUGCAGGUGCCAUUGGUUGCAGCAUCCAUGGCUUUGCAUAAUUUAUACGCAGAAAUAGUGUGGACGAUAAGAUUAUUGUUGCUGUUAGCAAUGCGCCGAGUUCGAUAUCCGGACAUGCGUGACCGCAACGAUUUGGCUGCCUUGACGAUGCGAUGA